AUGGUCUCAAGAUUCGGGACAUCGAUUUUGAUGCUACGCCCUUCGAUCCUCUCGAAAUCCCACAAUACAAAGUGCUUGAGCCCAGGCGAUGCCUCCUCGCUCACCCUUACGUUUCUCAACUUCCAACAACGUUUAAGGACAAGGCACCUGAGCAAAGGGCAGCCCAACAUUUUCGUGUCCAAAGUCCCGCCAUCAACUUGGACCUGUUUGAGGGUGAGCUUGCGCAAACUUUUAAACCGCACACUCUCGACCGGGCUCAGCCUGCAUUUGCACAGGUGUAUUUCUUCGAGGGACUCGGCUAAGAACACUGCCGAGGGCAGGGCGGUUAUUAUCGGGAUCCAUUUGUCGAGAAGGAAGAUGACCGGUCGUGAGACGGGCCUGCAUAAGUCGAGACGGAGUUUGUGUAUGGAGAGACUCGAGGUUGGUGGGGGAGGAGUUGACGGAGACAAAGUUUUGUUGUGUAGUAUUGAACAAUAUUUCGAAGAGUCGAGGUUGGGGCGAGUUGAUCCUUUGUGGCGCCAUGGUCUGCAGAGGAUGAGAGAGAGAGUGCGAGUGAUUAAGGAGGGUUAUAAAGCCGGCAAUCUUAAGUCGGUAAAACCAAAGAUCUACAACGGUUGUCAUAAUGCAUUUACAUCGAAUUUUGCUGAGGAUAAUUGUGAUGUGUCACGGCCUCAUAAUGCUAAAGUACGAGGAGGUGAUGUUGGAACCGGUUUAGAUUCCAAUACUCACGAUUUGAAGGAGACAUUUCAAAAGACGCCAUUGCCAUCUAAUAUCGAUGUUUUAGGAGGACAACAUAAAUCUCUACUCAAGAAAAUUAUGCCGCUGAAUGAAUCGCUUGCGAUGGUCGUGUAUCAUCCUCAAGAACUCUAA
Striga asiatica is the source of this 870-nucleotide messenger RNA. NCBI's taxonomy places the organism in Eukaryota, Viridiplantae, Streptophyta, Magnoliopsida, Lamiales, Orobanchaceae. The record is from the annotation of a GenBank genome assembly.